Molecule: messenger RNA, 6694 nt
Organism: Tupaia belangeri chinensis (Chinese tree shrew)
Lineage: Eukaryota; Metazoa; Chordata; Mammalia; Scandentia; Tupaiidae
Gene: PBX1
Product: PBX homeobox 1
Exons: 10
Coding region: 274-1566 (430 amino acids)
Biological process (GO): regulation of DNA-templated transcription
Cellular component (GO): nucleus
Molecular function (GO): DNA-binding transcription factor activity, RNA polymerase II-specific; DNA binding
Source: RefSeq, a predicted model, not a curated record
GGGGGGUGGGGGGGAAAGUUUGCAUUGCAAUCCCCCUGCCUUCCUCUCCUUUCUCCCGAUCAAUGCAUAUUUGCAAAAGGAUUAAGCCACAGAUUUAAGCGCCGGGAGCCCAUUUCUGCCGUGCAAAGGAGACCGGACUGAAAAACCAAAAGCCAGCUCUGAUUUCUUUUCGCCAAGUGGGAAGGAUUUGAAGACAGCUUGAAGGAUAAAAGCCUUGGUGCUUCCCGGAGCCGAGCCGAGGAGCAGAAGAGGAAGCCGGGGCUGCCUUCGGAGAUGGACGAGCAGCCCAGGCUCAUGCAUUCCCACGCCGGGGUCGGGAUGGCCGGGCACCCCGGCCUGUCCCAGCACUUGCAGGACGGGGCCGGAGGGACCGAGGGGGAGGGCGGGAGGAAGCAGGACAUUGGAGACAUUUUACAGCAAAUUAUGACCAUCACAGACCAGAGUUUGGAUGAGGCGCAGGCCAGAAAACAUGCUUUAAACUGCCACAGAAUGAAGCCCGCCUUGUUUAAUGUGUUGUGUGAAAUCAAAGAAAAAACAGUUCUGAGUAUCCGGGGAGCCCAGGAAGAGGAGCCCACAGACCCCCAGCUGAUGCGCCUGGACAACAUGCUGUUGGCAGAAGGGGUGGCCGGGCCCGAGAAGGGUGGAGGAUCCGCUGCGGCGGCGGCGGCAGCAGCGGCCUCUGGAGGGGCAGGUUCUGACAACUCAGUGGAGCAUUCCGACUACAGAGCCAAACUCUCACAGAUCAGACAAAUCUACCACACGGAGCUGGAGAAGUACGAGCAGGCGUGCAACGAGUUCACCACCCACGUCAUGAACCUCCUGCGAGAGCAGAGCCGGACCAGGCCCAUCUCCCCGAAGGAGAUCGAGCGCAUGGUGAGCAUCAUCCACCGCAAGUUCAGCUCCAUCCAGAUGCAGCUCAAGCAGAGCACGUGCGAGGCCGUCAUGAUCCUGCGCUCCCGGUUCCUGGACGCGCGGCGGAAGAGACGGAAUUUCAACAAGCAAGCAACGGAAAUCCUGAAUGAAUAUUUCUAUUCCCAUCUCAGCAACCCUUACCCCAGUGAGGAAGCCAAAGAGGAGUUAGCCAAGAAGUGUGGCAUCACAGUCUCCCAGGUAUCAAACUGGUUUGGAAAUAAGCGAAUCCGGUACAAGAAGAACAUAGGUAAAUUUCAAGAGGAAGCCAAUAUUUAUGCUGCCAAAACGGCUGUCACUGCUACCAAUGUGUCAGCCCAUGGAAGCCAAGCUAACUCACCCUCAACUCCCAACUCAGCUGGUUCUUCCAGUUCUUUUAACAUGUCAAACUCUGGAGAUUUGUUCAUGAGCGUGCAGUCACUCAAUGGGGAUUCUUACCAAGGGGCCCAGGUUGGAGCCAACGUGCAAUCACAGGUGGAUACCCUUCGCCAUGUUAUCAGCCAGACAGGAGGAUACAGUGAUGGACUCGCAGCCAGUCAGAUGUACAGUCCGCAGGGCAUCAGUGCUAAUGGAGGUUGGCAGGAUGCCACUACCCCUUCAUCAGUGACCUCCCCUACAGAAGGCCCUGGCAGUGUCCACUCUGAUACCUCCAACUGAUCUCCCAGCAGUCGCAUCCCGGCUGACCUGUGCCCCAGUUGGGGCAGGGGCAGGAGGGAGGGUUUCUCUCCCAACGCUGAAGCGGUCAGACUGGAGGUCGAAGCAAUCAGCAAACACAAUAAGAGUCUCCUUCUCUUCUCUUCUUUGGGAUGCUAUUUCAGCCAAUCUGGACACUUCUUUAUACUCUCUUCCCUUUGUUUUCUGGGUAGAAGCCACCCUCCCCUGCCUCCAGCUAUCAGCCUGGUUUCGUCAUCUUCCCUGCCCCUCUCCUUCUGCCCUAGACUCCCGGGGUCCUUGCCCUCUCUUACAUCACUGAAGGAUAUUUUCAACAAUUAGAGGGAUUUAAAGGAAAAAAAAUGACAAAGAAAAUAAAGUGUUUGUAUGUUUUCAUGCUGGUGGUUUGAGGAGCCAAAUUUACCUCAUUCGGAUUCCCCAUGCCCUAUGUCAACAGGCAGUCCUCCUCUGUUUCUCUUGUAACUGUCACUACCUCUCUGCAGGAAUACGCCACAUCACCCUACUCACUCCAGGCCACCCCGCCUCCUCUUCCUCUUCCUCCUGAGGCCAGUACUGAUUGGGACACUUCCUCCUGUUCCUUCUCAGCCCCAGGUACUCACUGGGGUCUACGAUAGCUGAGCUUCUCAGGCUGCCACGUUUCCAUUUCAGUUCUGCUAGGUCGAGUCCCAGAUGGGAAGUCGGGCAGCCAGGGAAGGCACAGGGCACAGCAGGGGCAGAAUUCCUGCAGGCUUGCUCUUCCUCCCAGCAGCAGUGCUCAGUUUCAGAGGCACAGUCUUUAGAGACCAUUCAGUACUUACUAAGCAAUGUUCAGAACCUAUUGCAAGACCAGAUCUGGUCAGGCAUGUGAUGACCACAUCACUAAGGAGUAGAAAGUUUUUAUCCUGAAACACUUCACCUGCCCCAUCUCACACAUGCACACGUACACAACACACACAUAGGCACACACACGAUCUCCCUACCUUCACUUCCCCAAGACUCCAUAUGCGAAUACCUACAUGAGUCACAAUAGCACCACCUCUUGUGAGCCUAAGAGAAGGAAUUAGCAACCUUGAGUGAAAGUCACUGACAAAGAGAAGCAGUAUCUGCCUGGGCCUCUAGGACCUGUACACACACCAGGAUGACAUACAUGGGGCUCAAUCAUCGCGAAGGCCAUGACUCUAUGGCAAACUACUCCUGCUCCUACCACCUCGGGAGCUCUGCGGGGAGCCACAUACAGUACUUACAAUGUCCGUAAUAGAUUUGGUUCUGUUUUAUUUGGGGUUUUAUAUUAAGCACAUUGCAUUAACUAUCCAAAGUGUUACUCACCACCAUGUUCUUGAUCCUGCCUUCUUGCUCUGGAGGAGACCACUGUACAAGAACGUGGCUCAGGCGAAGACCUGAGAGUCAUGGGGAUAGCAGAGGUAAUGUUUUCAUUGCCAUUACCAAUUCCAGUGAUUCAGCUCGUCACUGAAUUUGACUCCCUAGGAACAUCUAAGAGAAAAUAGCAUGUACUAGAACGCUGUUCUUGAAUGUCACCUAUGCUUAAUACUUCCCAGUCAACCCUGCCAGCAAUAAAGAUGGCGGCUCUGUCGCUCGAUUUAAGUAGGAAGUGCUCAAAUCUCUUGGUGCUUCCUUUCCUUCAUCUGUAAAAUAUGGAUUGUUAUGCCUGCCUAGCUCACCAAGAGGCUUAUAUGAAACUGAAGAAACUUAUUUUCAUUUGUAUCCAUUCUGUAAAUGUGAACUCAGGCCUGGGAAGUAAUGUCCCUGAGAUAAACUGGUUCAUGCCAUCGAGGGGCAUUACAUGGUUUUCCUGUCCUCACAUCUGGUUACCAUCAGUAAGUACCCUGAUGUCAUGACCACGAAGACAAAGAGAAGAGUCGUUUCUUGUUUAGGGGUUUUUUGUUUGUUUUAGUUUUGACUUUUGGUCUAUUUGGUUUCGUAGGAUAGAGAAAAGCUUUCAAACUAGUAAAAUAGAAUCUGUUUCUCUCUUAGUUUGAAUCAGUUAUGUGGCUUUGUAAGUAUUGGUCCCCCAUCACCUCUCCUCUAUCUGAGAAGCUUCCAGAGAGAGGUACAAGACCCUGAAGGGUGAGGAUGGCCAGCUAGUAAGGCCAUGGACAUUCCACAGGGCAUGGCAGUCAUGUAUAGGAAACUUGCCUUCAUGUAUGUUUGAGGGAGUUGGGGGCGUUACCUGAGAAACUCGAGGAUAUGUAUAUGUGAAAGAAAGGCAAGAAAUAAAUAUUUGGCCAAAUGAAAUUGAUCCUCCAUGACUAGGAGCACUAGAAAGACUGUGUCUGCUCACUGGUGCCAUAAUCAGAAUGAGGCUAGAUAAGGAGGGUGCCCAGAAGGACUCUCUUUAUGACACUACUAUCGUGAUUAUAUAGUGAUUAGAACCAGAGGAGAAAUUUGUCUCAGUGGCAGAAUUACAUUGAAACCACCCACAGGUACAUGGUUGGAUCACAUUCGAUUGACUUGGGGCAGAGCACACACGGGUUCUCUUGAAAACGAAAAGAGUGACUCGGAUUUGGGCUGAGCGAUUGCCAUGUUGAGUUCAUAGAAAGGAUGAGAGCAGUGCUCCACUGCGCAGGCAGUUUCUCUCCCGGCAGUAGCUGGCACUGAUGAUCACCCAUCACAGCAUCUCCCCUACCCAGCACUUCAUACAGGCCUCUUUCUAGCCAAUCCCUUUCCCACAGCCUUCCCUCCAAGCCCACCAGCACUUCCAACAUGGCCGCCACCAGCUCUCUGCUCAGCCAAGUGCGAGAACAUGGGCAGCUGAAAGAUGGGGUUGGUAAGAGGUGCCUCUGCAAAUACAGCUCCCUGGGAAUUCACGUUCAGUCGACCCCACAGACACCAAAAUGCACCCUAGAAUUACUUCAUUUUCUAGUGGAAGUGGUAGUGCUCCAUUUUCCCAGACAGCUAAUUUCCCUUGAGAAACAAUACUAGACAGUGGGUUUGCCCACCUUGAGACUACGCUGUAUCCUUUUCACCCCGUCUCCUCCCCCUGGCGUGAAAUUGACUCCGUGCAGCACGUGAGCCACGUGGCCCCUUCUUCCAGAGCAUUUUUUAUUUUGCUGUGGUGGUGGUUUUUUAUUUGCUGGUUGCCUUUUCUUACAAGUAUCUUUUCCCCUCUUUCUUUCUGCUUUUAAUUUUUCUGCCCAGAAAAACCUGACUUCGAUACCAAAAAAAGAUGAAACUACAGAAACUCAAAUUUAAAAAAAACUUUAAAAAAAAAAAACAAAAAAAUACUCAACGAUUCUUUCAGCUUUAUUAACAUUUUCCAUUGUUUCUUGCGACUUGUGUCUCGUUCUUUGUAGUAUUGAUGAUGAACAUUUGAUAAUGAAUGUUCUUGUAUAUUCAGAUAAAGAAAAAAAAACCAAAAAAGCGGUCUGAAUUUAAUAGUGUUUAUAAUAAAAAUUUUAAAAAUGACCCUCAUAGCACGCAAAACAGGAUGGGGGACCUCCCUCGUCCUUCUGUGACAAUGCAUCAUUCCUGUAUUCGUUUUUAACACCAGACUACCUACAUUCAUCGUUUCCCCCAUUUUUCUUUUUAUUUUCUUGCAUUUGUGAAUUAGUUCAAGAAUGCUAGAAAAGUGUCGAGUUGUGCACAUCCAUUUCUUGUUUCACAAUGUUUAAAAGUGACAGUAAUUCAUUUUGUAAACUAAAAAAAAAAAAAAAGGUUGGGAUAGUGAGCAUAAUAGGUACAACCUAACAUGUUAUUAUGUUUAUUAACUUUGAGACCCAGAAAUAAAUUUUCUUUUUUUUUUAUUCCUGCUCUUAAAAAUUCAAAAACAAUAUAUGUUUUGUUUUGUGUUAUUUUUGGUUUGUUUAUUGGGGGGGGGGCUUUUCUUUAAUUGUCAGGAGUAUGGUCUUGCUGUUUUUCUUCCUUAAAUAUGUAUAAGAGGUGAUGUGAAAAGGUGACCUUGGUAGAGUAGGCUGCCUCCAUAGUUGUCUUAGCUUGAAUUCAAUUGAUAUCAAAAACAAAGAUGGAGCCCAUUCAAUGUCUCAUUGCUCACCUGGCCCACCUCUCCUGGAGUCCUAGAGAAAAAUAAAGCCAAGAACUUGCUUCUUUCUCCUUUGACCAUUUAAAAACUCAAGGAAUUGGUCCAGGGAACCCUUUUAUACUCUUAGGAAAGGAUUUUGCCUUGGUCGAUUCUGAAUAUCACAACCAAAUGUUUUUUUUCUUUCUCCUGAUUAAUAAAAGCAUUCCACAAGACCCCUUCCAACUAGAAAGGAUCUCUCUUCCAGAAGAAUCCCUCAGAAGAUACUGGUGUGAUGGGCACCCUUGGCUGAGCCUAGAUCCAGGAUGUGGUCCUGGGGCCAGUCCUGCUUGCUGAUCCUUGGAGUCCUGACCAGGGCUACAGCAUUGGUGAGCUACUAAGCCAGCCUCACCCUGUAGUUUUAAUGCCCAGAGGUUAAGUAGGAGUCACUGACAGUGCACUUCUUAACCUCUGACUUAGUCGGCUGCUUAAAAAGAAUUCUAAAACAGGCUUGAUCUGGAAUGUUUUGAUUACUUAAAGAAAGAAAGAAAAGCAAUAUUAUCUGGUAGAAACAUAAUUUUCGACAUCUCCCAUUCUACAAAUUGAGUGUUCAGAAGGCAGCCGGAACAUAAAAGCAAGAAAAGGGAAGAACAAUGGAGAAUUGUGAUGCUACAUUUUAGGAUGUAUUUCCACCUAAACACUGUGCUUUUCUUUUUAAGUCAGAGCACAAUAAUGACGAGCUUUUCACAUCACCUUAUGGUUUUGAUCCCUAAUGCAAAGCUUUCUGGAAUCUUUUAGUUUUUGUAAACAUUUUUUUCUUUUGUUAAAAUAAAACAUUCAAUGUCUCCCCCCUUUCCCUCUUACUCUUUCCUUUCCUUUGGCGUUUUCAUUUUGAAGUGUUUUCCUUUGGUUGCUGGUUUUAUUCUCCCUCCCCCUCCCCUUUUCUUAUUAUUCAGAGUAUAAACCUGCAAAGCUCUACUCUGUUUCGGUUUUGAAAGUUUAAGCUUUUCUGCUUCUGUGAGAGCACAGGCUUCUGUCCCUUUUGAUUCCGACUGAACUUUUGUGUUCUCUAAUGAUACUAACACAGUAUAGGUUUUACAGUCUCCUAAUUUGUACUGGUAAUGCAUAUUCCAAAUAAAUAGUUUCUUUUGUUGCAAAAAA